GACUCGAAUGCAAAGCCAAAUUAUAGCGGCCAUAUUGCCUACAGCUCGCGGAGGAAGUGCGCUCUUCCUACAGUUUUGUAUGAUUUCGCUAUACGGACGUACUAUAUCACCGUUUUAAGAAAGGUGGCAGGAGAACACCAAAAUGACGCAAUACCUUCCGCCAAACUUAUUGGCACUUUUUGCGCCAAGAGAUCCAAUACCGUAUCUAGCACCAGUUGAUAAGUUAACAUGGGAAAAGAAAACAGAUGGGUACUCUGGUGUAGCACAAUUGAUACAAAGAUUUGAGGAUCCUAAGGACACUCCCCCUCCAACAAGGGUGGAAACUCGUGAGGAACGCCUGGAGCGGAAGCGGAGAGAGAAGGCUGAACAGAUGCAAUACAAAUUGGAACAAGAAAUAGCUCUUUGGGAUCCUCACAACAAUGAAAAUGCAACCAGUGACCCAUACAAGUCACUAUUUGUUUCACGGAUUAACUAUGACACAUCUGAGUCCAAGCUACGCAGAGAAUUUGAAAUUUAUGGUCCUAUUAAAAAGAUUGUGUUGAUUCACAAUUUUAAGACGGGGAAACCACGAGGAUACGCCUUUAUUGAGUAUGAACACGAGCGAGAUAUGCACUCGGCAUACAAACAUGCUGAUGGAAAGAAGAUUGACAAUCGCAGAGUGUUAGUAGACGUAGAGCGAGCUCGCACCGUGAAGGGUUGGCUACCACGUCGAUUAGGUAAGUCUGUAGUCUUGCGGAAAGACGGAGGUCCAGAUGUCAACAUAAAGCAUUCGGGCCGUGAAGAUGACAGAAGACGUGGUGGUGGACGGGAUGAUGAGCGCAUGGAAAGUGCAGAUAGAGACCGUGAGAGAGACCGUGAACGUGAACGUGGUUCAGAAAGAAGGCGUUCUAGAAGUAGAGACAGAGAUCGUGACCGUGAAAGGCGCAGGCGGUCACGAAGCCGUGAUCGUAAGAGGAGACGCUCCCGAUCCCGUGAGAGAGGAAUGCCAGAGGAAGGAGAAGAGAGGGAGAAGCGCCGCCACAGGUCUCGGUCCAGGGAUCGUAAACGUCGCUCAAGGUCACGUGACAGGAAGCACCGCAGGGACAGGGAUCGUGAGAGGAGAGAGCGGGUACCUGGUGAAGAAGUUGAAGAAGGUGUUGUCAAAAUCAAGCAAGAACCAGAGGAUGAUUAUCCAGAUUAUGGCAGUAACUAUUACAAUAAUUACCCAAUGAAGGAUGAAGAAGAGAGGGCCAAGAAUGGAACCAAAUAUGAGGAGGAAGAAGAGGCCAACAAUGAAAUUGACUAUUAGGCUGGAAAUGUUUGUGCUAUGGAUUUAGGUUUGAUUGCAGAGAUUGAGUGAUAAACAGUUUGGACUGAGAAAGUUGCUUGUAUACAGUGAUGAAAUUGGCUAGGCAUGAAUAUUCACCUUGUCGAGGUUGUAACCUCUUUUUUGAUUACUUAAAAAAAAGAAAAAAAAGAAAAGAAAUUGUUUACAAGUAUACUGUAUUAUGAAUAUUCAUAGGGUGCUGAUUUCCCCCCCUUACAUGUACAGGGUAGAUAAAUAUUUAUGGAGAGAUUGUAAUGUAUAUUUACAUUACUAAAAGGUUUAGAGAGCAAAAAGGUGAUUUUUACUGGAUCUCUUAACCCCCCCUCCCUCUCCGAUCCAAUUGCAUUUGACAAUAGCACAUUGUAGACAUUUUUAUAUUCUCAUUGGAAAGUGAUCAUUAGAUAACUGUUGUCAAUAGCUAUGUUGUAUUUGUGUAACUAAAGUGUACAAACUUUUGACAAAUGAGUAAAAAUGUGUCUGCUGCACAGUAUGUGCUUUUAAAGGAUUAUCUGUAAUACACACCACUGAAAUGGUUCCAUCAGUGUUUUUUAAGAACAAAAUAUGUAUGGCUUGUGUAGGAUUGAUGGAUUGUGUGUCCCAUCAUGAAUAACCCAUCAAUUCUGGGAAGCAGACAUCCCUGAGCGUGAGAAAACACUGGGUGCGGGAGUCUGCUACAUUGAGCUGAACGUCCCACUCCAUGCGCCCUAGUGCGUCGCCACGCAUACAGGCUUACCACGCCAACCAAGCGGUAUGUUAUGAUGCUGGUACACGUCACCCAGUAGCAUUGGGUUAAUUUCUGAUUACAUCACAUCAGAUGAGAUGGAUAGCUUAGUCACAGAUGAGCUGAGGUACAAAUCCAAUACUGCUUUUAUGAAGCUCAUCAGUCCAUACUAUCUGCUAAAAGAAAUUCCAUACUGGAAUCCCACAUUAGUCAGAAUUUAGGCCUUCCAUAGAAUAAAGAAGCUGAAUUGAAGUCUUCUGGAUUAAUGUAGGAAAUGGUGAAAGCAGACUUAGUUAUUAAGCAUUUUAUUUUGUUAUUUCUACUCUCCUUUUUCUUUAUUUUACUUCUUAGACUGAAAAAUUGUGUAGGGAAGUUAAAUAAGUGUAUGGUUUUAUUCAUUAUAGAUAAUUGAUCAUUUCCAUGAAGAAACUGAAAAAUACAAUUUUUAUUAUUGAAUAAACAGAAAAGAAAAGUCAAGAUGUUUAAUAACCUAUCUAAAUAAAAAUAUCACGUGUAAUUUUUUCUACAGUACCAAGGAAACUGAUGGCGCAUGUUGAAGUAAAUGUUAUAAUCAAUGUUGCAAGGUCAUCUAUGAAUGAUAUCUGGUAGAUAGUACCUGUGUUGCUGUACAUUUGUGUAAUUGUGGUGAAAGAUAUUGGUUGUCCUUCAUAAUGAUGAAACAAACUUUCCAGCAGAUAGGAAAACAUGACUAGGGGUACAGUGACAUUAUGUAAUUAAGUACUUAGGGCACUUAAUUUGAACAUAGUGCUUAAUUUUAAGUUCUCAUUUGUCAAAUAAAGUGUCAUCAUAGA
Penaeus monodon (black tiger shrimp) is the source of this 2839-nucleotide messenger RNA. It is a transcript of the gene snRNP-U1-70K, whose product is annotated as U1 small nuclear ribonucleoprotein 70 kDa-like. Gene Ontology annotation, biological process: mRNA splicing, via spliceosome. The record is from RefSeq and is a predicted model, not a curated record. Bases 143 to 1288 code for a protein of 381 amino acids. The transcript has 10 exons. NCBI's taxonomy places the organism in Eukaryota, Metazoa, Arthropoda, Malacostraca, Decapoda, Penaeidae. Gene Ontology annotation, molecular function: mRNA binding; U1 snRNA binding. Gene Ontology annotation, cellular component: precatalytic spliceosome; U1 snRNP; U2-type prespliceosome.